Hordeum vulgare subsp. vulgare (domesticated barley) is the source of this 1637-nucleotide messenger RNA. Its product is annotated as U-box domain-containing protein 9. The coding region runs from base 62 to 1444 and encodes 460 amino acids. Lineage: Eukaryota; Viridiplantae; Streptophyta; Magnoliopsida; Poales; Poaceae. The transcript is spliced from 2 exons. The record is from RefSeq and is a predicted model, not a curated record. Gene Ontology annotation, cellular component: nucleus; cytoplasm. Gene Ontology annotation, molecular function: ubiquitin-protein transferase activity; protein binding. Gene Ontology annotation, biological process: protein ubiquitination.
UCCCACCCGUCUCUCCCAACCCAGCGGCUCGGCGCACGCAUCCCACGCCUUCCCCCCAGAAAUGGCCAAGCCGCCGCCGGCGGAGGAGGAGACUGCGGCGCUAAGAAGACGGCUGCGGAGACUCGUGGCCACCAUCACCGCCGGUGGUGCCGGCGCUGAGGCCUUCGACGAGGCGGCCACGGCGCUCUCAGAACUACGGGAGGCGCAUGUCGGCGGGAGCCGAAAGGGUGCCCGCGGAGAGGAGACUCGAUCCGCGAAAGAGGCGGAGUCCGUGCCGGCGCAGUUCUUGUGCCCGAUCUCGUCCAAGAUCAUGAGGGAUCCCGUCGUCGUCGAGUCUGGGCAGACCUACGACCGUCGUUUUAUUGCAGACUGGUUCAGUGCGGGGAACCAGAUGUGCCCGCAGACCCAGCAAGUGCUCUUAAACACAACUCUCAUUCCUAACCUCCUCAUUCGGAGCCUGAUAGCAGAGUGGUGCACAGAGAAUGGGUUUGCCCUUUCACCAAUUGAGAACCAGGAGGAAGAUCCUAUUUGCAACAGUGAGCAGAGAACAUUUGAUGAAAUAUUUAACAAGAUAACUUCAUCAUCCAACAGUACUGAACGGAAGCAAGCAAUUAAGGGUCUUCGGCUACUUACCAAGCGUAGCAGUGAAUUUAGAGCUGUUUUAGAAGAGAGGCCAGAUUCCAUAUCACAAAUGACCUUUGCACGGUUUUCUAACCCAGGGUUACAAAAUGAUCCACAAGUAGUGGAGGACAUGGUAACUAUAAUUCUCAACUUUUCACUACAUGAUAGUAAUAAGAAAAUCAUUGGAGAUGACCCAGAAGCAAUUCCGUUUCUCAUAUGGGCACUAAAAUCAGGAGACAUGGGGAGCCGCAGCAAUUCUGCAGCUGCCAUCUUCACUCUGUCUGCUCUUGACUCCAACAAGGAGAAGAUUGGUGAGUUAGGGGCAAUUGAACCUUUGAUUGAUCUUCUUGAACAUGGCAGCAUCAUAGCAAAGAAAGAUGCGGCAUCAGCUAUUUUCAAUCUUUGUAUGCUCCAUGAGAACAGAUCAAUAGCUACCAGGAGUGGGAUCGUCGAUGUUGCAAUCAGAGCCAUCGGAGAUCAGUCUCUUGUUGAGGAAUUCUUGGCUAUACUUGCUUUAUUGUCAAGCAACUAUGACAUGGUAGAGCUCAUGAUAGAGUUUGGUGGUGCCAGUUGUAUGCUCCAAGCAAUGAGGGAGAGCGAGUGCAAGCGCAGCAAAGAAAACGCGGCUGUAAUCCUCUUCUCAAUCUGCAUGUACAACAGGACAAAGCUGAAGGAGAUCGAGGCAGAUGAGAAUGCAAAUGGCUCACUGGCUUCUCUUGCACAGAAUGGGACUCCAAGAGCAAGGAGGAAGGCUACCGCCAUCCUGGAGAUGAUGAAGAAAACAAAAACCAUUCAUAUGCACAACAGGCAUAGUUCUUGUUAGGAUCGGCAACAGAGAUGUAGCUGGAGGAACAAGGAGGAUGUUCAGUUGGUGUACAUAUUGAGAUACAUACAGAGCCAUCUUCCUUUUCAGUAUAUAGGCAUUGUGUAUAUGCAAAGCUAGUGCUAAAGGGUUUUCUCACUGCAACAGGCAGCUCUUAUCCAUUUGAUAAAUGCAGCGAAGUGAACUUUCCCCA